Columba livia (rock pigeon) is the source of this 2433-nucleotide messenger RNA. It is a transcript of the gene SCAMP2, whose product is annotated as secretory carrier membrane protein 2. Gene Ontology annotation, biological process: protein transport. The transcript is spliced from 9 exons. NCBI's taxonomy places the organism in Eukaryota, Metazoa, Chordata, Aves, Columbiformes, Columbidae. The record is from RefSeq and is a predicted model, not a curated record. Gene Ontology annotation, cellular component: recycling endosome membrane; trans-Golgi network membrane. Bases 103 to 1104 code for a protein of 333 amino acids.
CCCUGCGAGUCAGAUCACGUGGCUGGCGGCGCAGGCGCCGCGGCUGCCCCGGAAGUGCCUGGCGCGGCGGCAGCGCGGAGCGGAGCAGCGGGGACCGCGCCCAUGUCGGGCUUCGACACCAACCCGUUCGCCGACCCGGUGGACAUCAACCCCUUCCAGGACCCCUCGGUGACACAGCUCACAAACGCCAGCCAAAGUGGCUUGGAUGAAUUCAACCCCUUUUCCGAGAGCUCCCAGCUGACAAAUGCGGCACGGACGACACCAGCCACGCAGCCCUCUGGCCACUCACAGCCAGCGGUUUUGCAGACGUCCACGGAGCCCACUCCCCAGGCUGUGGCCGCGGCGGCGCAGGCUGGGCUGCUUCAGCAGCAGGCGGAGUUAGAGAGGAAGGCAGCAGAGUUGGAGAAGAAGGAGAGGGAACUGCAGAGCAACGCAGCCAGCAUCAACCCGAGGCAGAACAACUGGCCGCCUCUUCCCAAGAAGUGUCCGAUCAAGCCGUGUUUUUAUCAGGAUUUUUCAGCAGACAUCCCAGCUGACUACCAGCGGAUAUGCAAGAUGCUGUAUUACUUGUGGAUGCUGCAUUCGAUUACCCUGCUCCUAAACCUGCUCGCUUGCCUGGCGUGGUUCACAGUUGACAGCAGUAGAGGAGUAGACUUUGGUCUCUCGAUCCUGUGGUUUGUUUUAUUCACCCCUUGUGCCUUUCUCUGUUGGUACCGACCAAUUUACAAGGCUUUCAGGUCUGACAGCUCCUUCAGCUUCUUCGUCUUCUUUUUCGUCUUCUUCUGCCAAAUAGCGAUCUACAUCAUCCAGGCUGUCGGCAUUCCAGGCUGGGGUGACAGCGGGUGGAUCGCGGCGCUGUCGGAGCUGCGCGGGAACCUGGCCGUGGCCGUGAUCAUGAUGGUGGUGGCAGGAUUCUUCACGCUGUGCGCUGUUCUCUCGCUCUUCCUCCUGAAGCAGGUGCAUUCCCUGUAUCGGCGCACGGGAGCCAGUUUCCAAAGGGCCCAGGAGGAGUUUUCCCAAGGCAUCCUCAGCAACAGGAGCUUCCAGAACGCGGCCGCUGGGGCGGCCUCCUCAGCCGCACAGAGCGCUUUCCGGGGAAAUUAGCUCUUCCCAGGCUGCCUCCCCCUCGCUUCCUCUGCCAUCGUCACCCCAACCUUCUUUGUUUUGUUUUGGUUUUGUUUUUUUUCUAAAGAUGCACUUUUUGGGGGUACCGUGUUAGCUCUGUGAUGCUGGUUCCAGAUGAGAUCUGGGUUUUUUUAGCUUCAGCUGGUUACGUUUAUGAUGGUUAGUUUUCCCUGUCUUAUUUUAGGGUGUGGGGAGAUAGGGGAGACAUUCUCUGAAGCAAAUAUAUUUCCCUAUCCAGGACAUACCGAGUGUUUGUCUCUCUUCCCUCCCUUGCCCUGUCUAUAGCAGGAAGGUGAGGGGAAGCAGGUUCUUUAUUUUUCUCUCUCUCUUCUAUUGACCUUUACUAUGAAGAAUUUGAUUAUCUGCUGUUUGUGGGUGGGUGUAAGUUGCAUGUAGUCUAUGUCUUUAAUUUUGAGAGCAGGAACUGUACUUUUGGUUUAUUACACUUAACACAAUGCUGCAUUUUGACCUGUUAACUGCUCAGCUUCCCAAGAGUCGGGGUAGUGAGGCAUGAAGGAAAACCUGGGAGCAGGGGGAGUUAGAGAGGAGGGGAAAUGUCUUUCUCCGUGUCCCCCCAUGGCAAACCCCCCGCUCUGCUGCAGCCGAUGGGGGCUCCCGUGCACGAAGAGGUGGAGAAGGGAUCAGUAGGCGCUGAGUCUUCACCGUGGCCUUAAACCGGGGGAGGGAGGGGAAAAGGGAUUUUUCUUGGCCUCAGCAGGACCCGUGGCACUGAAGACUUGGGCUCAAACACCACGCGAUGUCCUUCUCCAGCUAUCCUUGAGAGCCUGCCCGCCAGAGCGUGAAUGGGUUUUUCUCCAGGGACAGCUCCUUCCUGCCUUCCUCCUCCCACAUAUUAUCUUCUUCAGCUGGGAAAGAACUGCUUUGGAUUUUUUUUCCCCAGCUAGGAAGGAGCCAGUUUGAUGUGUUUUUAGAUUCGAAAGCCGUGUCCCGAGGUGCAAUGUCCCUGUGGAUGGGGACAAGGUGCCUGUUCAUGUGCCCGUUGUGGCAAGGUGUGAUGGGGACGGUUUCCUCACCCCCCCCCCCGCCCUCCAGCACCGUUCGCGUAUCUAUGCAGGAGGGGCGUUACUUGCAGAUUUAACUUCGUGUUGCCCCUUGUCCCCUCCUGCCCUGGCGGGGUUCAUUCUGUGUCGCUGGCCGGCAGGGCUGUUGUCUGGGGAUGUCUCCUCACAUAGAUAUCUGCAUUUUUACACCCCCUUCCUCCUCUGUUAUUUUUUUCCCCCACAUCUGAUCUUUUAAUGUAAAAGAAAAAAAAAUUAAUAAUAAAUUGUAUAUGUGCUCAAAAGAAAA